AUGUUGACAAACUGGCCUAGUCUAGUUUUCUCAGGGUUUUGGUCGCUGCUUUCGAGUCCCGCUGGAUAUGCGCCAAUAGAGGUUGACUGUCCAGCUGGAUCUUUGGUAAGAAAUUCAUCAACGGGCCUAAAUUCGAACGAAGCUACUUAUAUACAGUCGAGAUACACUAUUGCUAAACAGAAUUUGGGCCAAUAUUUGAAGAGCUCCAACUUACAUGAUUUCGACGUUGAUGCAUUUUUAUCGGUUGCAAACCCUACUAUUGGGGUGGCCUUCUCAGGUGGAGGAUACAGAGCACAACUAGUUGGUGCAGGCGAGUAUGCAGCUUUAGACUCAAGAACUAAUUUGAUUAAUGGGAACAGUUUGGGUGGUGUUUUGCAGCUGUCAAAUUAUAUAUCAGGGCUAUCAGGCGGCGCAUGGUUAGUUGGUUCACUAGUUAGCAAUAAUUUAGUCACAAUUGAUCAAAUAUUGUCCCAGGAUAUCUUGUGGAACACUGUUAACUCGAUAUUGGACUAUUAUGAUAAUCUAGUUGAAGAAUUGGAAAUGUGGAUAGAAAUUGCUUUGCAGGUAGAGUCGAAACAACUUAAUGGAUUUACUAUUAGCAUAACUGACUUUUGGGGAAGAGCCUUGAGCUAUCAGCUCUUGCCAUUUUUUCCUCAAGAGGCAGCCGGUUUCCCCUUUCUGAAUGUGGUGCAAUUGCCUGUAUUUCAAAACUAUUAUAGCCCUUUUCCUAUAUUGGUUGCGGAUGGAAGAGAACCCAAUACUACGAUUGUUAAUCUGAAUAGCACAGUUUUUGAAUUGACUCCAUAUGAAAUUGGAAGUCGUGAUCCUUCUUUGGGAUCUUUUGUUCAAACGAAAUAUUUGGGUACUGAGCUUGAUAAUGGUGUCCCGUCAUCAUCAUCAUCAUCAUCAUCAUCAAGGUGUAUCAAUGGAUUUGACAAUACUGGUUUUUUCAUUGGCACUUCGUCAUCAUUGUUUAAUGACAUAUUAUUAACCAUAGACCAAGAUUAUAUUCCUGAGUUUCUUCAAAAGAUCAUUGAAGAGAUUUUGGUUGAUCCUUUUGAGAAAUUGAACGUGGACGUGGCGCAUUAUAAUCCCAAUCCUUUCUACAAGAGCACGAAUCCAGAUACACCAAUUGCAGAGUCAAAAACGUUAUAUUUGGCCGAUGGAGGUGAAGAUGGUCAAAACGUGCCAUUGUUGCCGUUGUUGCAUAGAAACCUAAGUGUAGUUUUUGCGUUUGAUAAUUCAGCCGAUGAAUUGAAUUGGCCAGACGGUACAGCUUUGAUCCAGACGUAUGAACGUCAAUUUUCAGAACAGGGAAAGGGAAUCGCAUUCCCAUAUGUACCAGGUCAAAGUAGCUUUCUCAAUUUGAACUUGACCGCAAAGCCUACGUUUUUCGGGUGUGAUGCUAAGAAUUUGUCCACUUUAACCGAUGAUAUCUAUGAUGUACCUUUGGUGAUAUAUAUCGCCAACAGACCUUUUACCUUUUGGUCCAACACAUCUACAUUCAAGUUAGAGUAUAGCGUACAGGAGAGGAACAGGAUGAUUCAAAAUGGAUUUGAAGUUGCUUCUAGAUUGAAUGGAACAUUAGACGAUGAAUGGGAGGCAUGUGUUGGUUGUGCAAUCAUUAGAAGAGAACAAGAGAGAAUGAAUUUAACACAGACUGAUCAGUGUAAACAAUGUUUUGAAAAAUAUUGUUGGGAUGGCACUAUCUAUGAUGGUCCUUCCAUUGGUGACAAUUUUGAUGAUGAGGGAAGAACAGUCGGUGCUGGACCCUACAAUCUGUGCGAUAUCCCUGGAGCUUCAAAAGUCCACAAACUGGAGUGA
Lodderomyces oxycetoniae is the source of this 1824-nucleotide messenger RNA. It is a transcript of the gene PLB2, whose product is annotated as Plb2p. NCBI's taxonomy places the organism in Eukaryota, Fungi, Ascomycota, Pichiomycetes, Serinales, Debaryomycetaceae. The record is from RefSeq and is a predicted model, not a curated record. Gene Ontology annotation, molecular function: A2-type glycerophospholipase activity. Gene Ontology annotation, cellular component: plasma membrane; extracellular region; cytosol. The coding region runs from base 1 to 1824 and encodes 607 amino acids. The transcript has a single exon. Gene Ontology annotation, biological process: glycerophospholipid catabolic process.